Tetrahymena thermophila SB210 is the source of this 2310-nucleotide messenger RNA. RefSeq names its product BTB/POZ domain protein. The transcript has a single exon. The record is from RefSeq and is a predicted model, not a curated record. NCBI's taxonomy places the organism in Eukaryota, Ciliophora, Oligohymenophorea, Hymenostomatida, Tetrahymenidae. Gene Ontology annotation, molecular function: protein binding.
AUGAACGAGAAUUUUGAGAUUACUUUGGAAGUUAAUCCAAACCUGUAACAGUAUUUUUUAUAGGAUAGUUUGAGCGAUAUUAUUAUAAAAGUAAACGCUCCUAAUUGCAAAAAUCACAACAAAGAAUACAAAUUGUAAAAGGGUUAUUUACAACUUGAAAGCGGUUACUUUUAUGACACCUUCAAAAACAAUCCUAGUAUUAAAUAAAUUAUAUUAAGUGUCGAUUCACCUUUAUUAGAGGCAAUAUUAAAGUGUUUCUAUGGAUUCACAUGUUAGAUCAAUAAAAAAAAUAUUUUUGAUGCAUUAGAUGUUUGCGAAUAUUUACAGAUUGAGACACUUUAAGAUCAAAUACUAGAAAUCAUGCAAGAAAAUAUAGAUUAAUUUGAUAUAGUAAAAACUUGGAUUAUUUCUUAGAAAUAUAAAGAUCGUUGUCCAGCUAUGGAAGAAGUGUGCAUAAAAAGAUUAAAGUAGGAAGAAUAUUGCAUUUUUAGAAAUCAAGAUUCAUUCUAAAAUCCUGUAGGUACAAAUUAAAUUAAUAGCAAGACUGACCUAUAACUUAUCCCUUAGAAACCAAAUUGUAAUGUUGUAUUGAUGAAUCCAGAGUAUUUUAAAAAAGCACUCCUUUCUUAAGGCAGCGACUUCCAAUUCCUUAAAAGAUAGCAUGUUUUUAAUGCAAUCAAGUUUUAUUGCGAGAAAAAAUUUAGUUCAAACAAAGAAGCUGUUAACGAUAAAAUAUGCAAAAUGACUUAUGAGUUAAUUAAUCCAAAUGAUUGUUCUGCUGAUGAAUACAAAGAUAUUUUCUGCUAAUAGAUUUUUCAUAACUACAACCAUACUAGACAUAGCUCUGGAAAUAUGAACAAUGUUAUAAACGAUCCUUUUAGAUAAUCCUAUCUUCUUUAAAGCAGUCAGCAACUGAAUUUAACAUUCAACUAAACACCAAUUAAUUCAAAAUUACUUUUAAAUCCUUACUAGAAUAUUCAAAACAUGCAUAGAUUUAGUGGCACAAAUAUGGUAAGUCCUUAGCACAGACCUAAUUUUUCUACUAGUCCGAAUGGAUUUUUGUACAACAGUUCGAUAGGAGCAGAUUCCUUUAUCUUUGCACAAUCCAUUAAUGGAGGUAGAUAUUAUCAGCAGCCAUUGAAUGAUGAAAAAUCAGAGAAAUUAAUUAACACUUUCGAUGCCUUGAAGGAAUCCUAUUAAAAUUUCAUGAAACUUUCUUCAAGUUCCCAAUAAGGUAAUUAGUCAAUAAUAGAAUCUUGCGAGCUACAAGUAGAAACGCUAGAGCAAAAGAUGAAAAGAUUGCUAGAAGAAAAGAAAAUGAGAGUGAGUGUUUUGGAUGAAGAACUCAAAAAAGUAGAUGAAUAUAUUUUGGAGCAGAAGAAAAAGCACAACACAUCAAUGCUUAAUAGCAAUUACAUGGAGGAUAUUAAUAAAAUGUUGAUCUCUUCUAAUAAUUAGUCAAAUUAAAAUAUUAAUUCAAGUGGUAAUGGUAACCUACCAUAAAUUGCUAAUCAGCUAAUUUAAUCAUAACACAUUCCAUUCCACCAACAAAAUGACGAUUUAAAUGAAAUAGAAAGAUAAAUCAAAAGAAAAAAUACACAUUAAAGAUUACUUUGUAGUAAUAGCAGUGACAAUCAAGAUAACAAAGAUAUUCUUUUAUCCAAUAAUCAAAAUCUAGAUAAACAAAAAGAAUAAUUUUUUAUUUAAGACAAUCCCUUAUUUAAUAAAGUAGAAAGUGAUAAUGAAGACAAUCAGUUAGCAGAAGAUGAUGAUGAAGAUGCAGUUAUUGAAUAGCAAAAUCAAUAAAAUUAAAAUAAAAAUAUGCAAAAUAAUAAAAGUAACAAGUAUGACGAAGAUAUCUAAGACUAUGAAGAAGAAGAUGAUGAUGAAUUUGGUUCAGGGGAUGUAGAUUUUGAUGAAAUAAUGCAAGAUAUUGAUGAAUUCGAUCAUGCAUAAAAAAAUAUCUAACCUUAUUAAAAAUAAACUGUACUAAAUACACCUCAUAUAAACAUAGAAGAAAUAACAAACAGCGUAUAAAUGAUUAAUAAUUUGCAUCCAACAGAUAACAUAGAAAUAAGCAAUUCUAAUUUUCAUUUAGAUUAAUCUAAAAACUUUCCCAUUUUAUUCUACGAAACUGAAUCAGGCUCACAUGAUUACAGUAAAAAUGGUCAAUUAUCUACAUCUAAAUCAUAAUAAAAUUCUAAAAUGGAACAAACUGCACUAUAAUAAAAUAAUAUUCUAAAAACCUCUCCUUAAAAUCAUGAAAAAUCAAUUAAAUCAAGAAUAUUUGGUUACUUUUUAAAGAAAUGA